This is a messenger RNA of Anopheles marshallii, 2022 nucleotides long. RefSeq lists its product as uncharacterized. The transcript is spliced from 6 exons. The coding region runs from base 1 to 2022 and encodes 673 amino acids. The record is from RefSeq and is a predicted model, not a curated record. NCBI's taxonomy places the organism in Eukaryota, Metazoa, Arthropoda, Insecta, Diptera, Culicidae.
AUGUCGAAAUUUUUAACUCUGCGUCGUCCGACGACGAUAUCUAAAUUAGCUCCACUAGUUCCACAACAUCCGGACGCGCUUCCUCGCGAAAUCGUACCACAAUGGGCUGAAUUGCUACCAUCGUCGAAACUUCCCAACCGUUGCUGUCCAGUGCAUGCGAAACAGUUUUCAAAAGGACCUUUGGCACAUUCUUGCUGGGCGUAUCCGGCCUGCCAUGGAUUCGAUCUACAGGAUCCUUGCAUACGAAUUGCCCAAAAGGACUAUCACCUGUUACAUGAUAAGCAUCUGCAUCAGUUUUGGAGUGGAUCACUUAAGAAGAAUUUGAAAUUUCGUGGCCUAAUCGAUGGAGACGGAAGAGUGCUGUGCACACUACAGGAGCACAAUGAGUUUCGAAACUUCCACUUCCUGCAUUAUCGUUUGCAGUUGCAAAACCUUCUCCAUCAAAUGAACAGUGAAAAAGCAAAUAUAUCUCACUGCAUGAAAAUACAAACUCUUAUGAAAAAUGCUGCAGACUUUUGUGAAAAAUUAGCCAUCAGGCGCAGUCGGGCUGGUACAAUUUAUAGCAACAAAAUGAAUCGAUGGAAAAUAUCAAUAGAAAACUACGAACAGAAAACUUUGAACAUAAAGAAGAACGUAGAGAUGAAAAAGCAACAGAAAAUAGCCGAAGGGCAUCAGCACGAUUUGAAAAACAAGCAACGCUAUGAUGAACUGUUAGCUCUUCGUAAGAGAAAAAAAUUAAUACUUAAGAGAAAACUGCGAGAACGGAACGAUGUACUGCGACAGCGGUUGAUUAACCACAAGAACAGAAGUCAAGAGGUAAAAACUAGAAUGCAAAUUGAACGUUUUCGAAUGCACUACCUCGCGUACCUAAAGGAACGGAAUGAAAAUCGACAGUACUUGGAAUCGUUUCUCACGCAAAUGCAACAUAAGGUCCGGGACAGAAAGGACAUGUACGAGCGAAAGCACAAACAACUGGAAGAAGAACUGGUGCGAAGGAAAACGAGAAAUCUGGCAAGGAAAUAUAACCGUCGAAGCAAAGCCAUGCUGGUAAAAGCCCUCCUAAAGGAGUGUAAGAAAAAGCUCUUGACUAAGUCAUCGGCCAGGACCGCUUCAAUGGAACAUGAAAGGAUGGAGCGUGCGAUCGAUGCGGCCUAUGCCAUUCAUACUACGAUCAGUCCUACGACCAGCAGUGCGCAGAUAAUCGACACAGCCAGCCAGUUCAUAAUGGAUCUACAUGAUGCACCUAUAGAACCCUUGCCGCAGGAUUCGCUCAUCAGGGGCUAUGUGGUCGAUCGGCUCCGUGAUAUGACGCAUCAGAUUGUGCAAAAAGCUGUCCAACAAGCUUGCGUGCUCAUCGAGCAGGUGGCUGUCAGAAAGUUCGAAUCGCUUAACAUGGAAGAGCGACCGGUAAGAUCGUCACUCUCCAACCAAGGAAGCAUUUCUAGGCAGGCUUCCUUUCAAGCCCGGUCCGAGCGCAAUCAAUCGAGGGUGUCCAUGGGACCGGCUUCCAUCGUAGAGCAGUACGAAACCGAAAACCUCUCAUUGAAAAAAUGCAAAAACCGACCUCCUACACCGGUUACCUCGGUAACGUCGCUUGUGGAACACACUCUGCACCAAUCGAAAGAGGAACGAAUUAGCAUCAGUGCGCUAGAAGUAAGUACCGAAACGACCUUGGACAUUUUGCGGCGUAUCCAAUCCGAGUCCUACCCACUCAUACAUGUAAUGCACAGUCAGCGGCGCUAUUUGGAAACUCAUCUGUUGAAAUAUCGCAUGAUCUUACAACCGUACGUAGAUCAGCGCGUAUUGGCCGGCAUCGAUCUCGACCGGUCAGCUAUCAAGCGCACCGUCGAAGUUGCUGAUAGCGAGCCAACCGACAAGGAGGCAAUCCUACAACUAACAGCAAACGCUCUGUUGCAGUUUCCGGACAGCAAUCAUCAAUACGCUAUCGCUCUCUUUGAUUCGGUGAAUUUCCUAUCGCAGCAAGCGAUUAGAAAAAUUGAGCAAAUACUGAACGCACCAUAA